Molecule: messenger RNA, 261 nt
Organism: Kickxella alabastrina
Lineage: Eukaryota; Fungi; Kickxellomycota; Kickxellomycetes; Kickxellales; Kickxellaceae
Exons: 1
Source: RefSeq, a predicted model, not a curated record
AUGGUCGCGCAGCAGCCGCUCGCCCCCACAUGAUGAAAUUUGACCAUAUUGAAUGAAAACCGAACAAAACCCCUUGUGGGGAUCAAAUGAUGACUCAAAGCCUCACCCUAUAGGCAAGGUUGUCUCCUACACGGUGUUUUCUUCUGCCGCCCCGCCUCCUCCGCGUCACUUUCUCGCUCCACUUAUGCCCUGGCAGCCAUUUUCGCCAAACUUGCUCGAGUUAGAGUAAUGUCACGUGAAUUGCCCCUAAAAACCGUCGCC